This is a messenger RNA of Anoplophora glabripennis (Asian longhorned beetle), 1446 nucleotides long. RefSeq lists its product as uncharacterized. The record is from RefSeq and is a predicted model, not a curated record. NCBI's taxonomy places the organism in Eukaryota, Metazoa, Arthropoda, Insecta, Coleoptera, Cerambycidae. The transcript has 5 exons. The annotation marks the transcript as partial.
UUCAAUUAAAAUAUUAAAGGUGUAAUAUUAUAAUUACGUAUUUUGUAGUAUAAUAUGAUUGUAUUACAUAUUUGUAGUGCAAAUUAGUAGAUAUGGGAAAGCAUGAUCCAAAAAGUAAAAGUUGUAAAGAUGAAAUGGACGAGUAUGAUGAUGAUAUUGAUGAACUCUACCGUCCUUAUCUUAUACACACUACAACGUAUGCUUUAUUAACAGAACAGAUUUUGUCGUUAAUGCCUUCAGAUAGAAAUGUACUGUUAACCAUGAAUGAGUACAAUUUAAGUGAAAUCAAUCCAAUGCAUCCCAGCAGUGAAGAUUCUCCUACACAUAUUAUAAUUUUUUGUAUCCGCUUUGUUGCUGGUGAUCUUUUUCAACCUAUUGGAGGACUUUUAAUAUAUAAAUAUAAAGAUCAAAGUGCCAUUUUGGCAGAAUGCCUAAAAGCAUAUAUAAAUGAUUUGUGGAAACUGGGUCUUCACGUUGUCGGUACUGUGUCCCCUCCUUUUGAAUCUUUUAAGGGAAUGUUAAGUCAUCUCAUUGAUGUAAAAGACUUCAAUUUAUAUGCUGACAGCCUUGUUUAUUCUGUAGCUCCUAUUAAAGAGAUAGUCCACAUUUAUGAUAUACAGUUCCUUUUAAUAAAAUUGCAGAAUUUAUUUAAAGAAGGUGACAUAAAAUUUGCUGAAUAUACUAGACAAUACAGAGCCUCGUGGAGCGAUAUAUCCCUUGUGUUAAACUUAUCAUCAGAGUUUAAGAUUUUAUCAAAUUACCUGUCGGAUAACAAAGAUAUUUCCCGCAGGAUUCAUAUUUUUACUCAACAGAUAUUUGAACAACUUUUAGAAUUAGAAGCUCAAGGGAUUUUAUCAAAAAACGCAGGAGGAAGUGCUGUGCUCUUGAAUUGCAUUCGAUCGUUUUUGCAAUUCACCGAACUUGAUUUAGUGGAUUUAAAUUUAAUGUGUAAAAUUGAAGGUUGGAAUAACUUUACAAAUAUAUUGCAUACGAUGAUAUUUCAAAAAUCCAAAAAGAGGACUUGCACCAAAAAUAAACCGAUAACAGCACAUGUACUUACUAAGCCUUCUAUAAGAAGGAAAAUUGAUUUUCAUAUGGAAGACAAUUCAGAAGAUAUUAAGCAGUUAGCACAGGAUAUGGAUGACGUCUUACAGUUGGCUAAAUUAGAGGACAACUUGGAUAAUGAUUAUGAGAUGUUAGAUAAUUGUAAAAUGGAUCAAAACGAUGUGACAAAUCAAAAGACUGAUAUAGAAACUACAAAAGCUAAUAAAGGUAAAGAAGAUAGUGGCAUGGGAAAUAAAUCUCUAGAAAAUAAGUUACCUAGUAAGACUGAAAAUUUUUUAGAAAGUAGUAGUAGACAACACUCCAACCAAGAACAAAUUGACAAUAAAACGAAUCUCAACUGUGAUGUAGAUAAAAACAAUAAUACUGAUGAAAGUUUACAAA